AUGCCGGGGAAGCUCGAGCUCGGCACGUUCACGCCUACCACCGAGGCGCAACUCUGGAAGCCGAACGCUGCGGGAGCCGUGUCGGGAACAGGGCAGGAUGACAAGGUUUCGCUUGCCAUCUUGCAGCACCUCUUGCACGAUCACCUCGGUCAACACUCUUCAGCGCCCUUCUCGCUCCAUGCAGCUCAGCAUCUUGCACCGACCACCCCAUCAUCCCCGCAUCGCGCCAGCGAGGCGCUUCUAUCCAGCUCCAAAGACAGCGCUUCGCCCCUUUCCUCAUGGUCGAGCAGCAAAAAGCGCAAGAGCAGCGACACAAGUAGCGGUGGAGCCUACUGCAGCGAAACCGAGAAACUGUUCUGUCGAUGGCAAGGAUGUUCCGCCCAGUUCGACUCACACUCCGCUCUGACGGACCACAUCGAAACGGCGCACGUAGGAUCUGGGAAAGCGGAAUACGAAUGUCGCUGGAUCGGCUGCCCUCGUCAUGCGUCCGGGCAGAAGUUCUCGCAAAAGCAAAAAGUUCUUCGACACAUCCAAACCCACACGGGAGAUCGACCUUUCAAAUGCACCCAGUGCGGUAAACGCUUCAGCGAGCAAAACACCUUGGCGCAGCACAUCCGAACGCACACCUUGGAACGACCGUACGUGUGCGACCACCCAGGAUGUGGGAAAGCGUUCAGCGUAGCUGGAUCUUUGACGAUCCACAAGAGGAUCCACACGGGGAGCAAGCCGUUCGUCUGCACGUUCCCAGGGUGCGGCAAGGCGUUUGCGGAGAGCAGCAAUCUGACGAAGCAUGUGAGGACGCAUACGGGGGAUAGACCGUUCAGACACCAUCCUUCUCUCUCUCCUCUUCCACACUCGCCCAUUGACCACCCAUAUACGAUUCCGACCGGCUCGAAUUGCAUUCGAAGAUCCACCAUGUUCAGGUCCGCACCGCUGCUACGCAGCACGCUCGCACGAGCAUCGGCCGGGCGACCGAUCCCCCGUGCGUUCAGCACCACCUCCUCCCGGCACCUACCAUCCGACGACCCCGGUGGAAAACCCAACACCGGUCAACACCGUACCGUCUACGACGACUUUUUCAACAUCCUCGAAUCCCCCGCUGCUUCCUCCACCUCUCCACUCAACGCCGGCUCCACCGUGGUCAUCUCCUCCACCUCACCUACCUCUCUAACGUUAUCGGAUGGGUUGGUGCUGAGCGAACCGGUGGUGGUCCUGAACAACUCUGUCUUUCUAUUCGAUUCACCGCCCCUCUCGGCUGAUCGAGCAACACCUUCCGGUUUGGGCUGGGAAUCAUGGCUAGGAGUAACCACGAUCAAGCCGGGGAAGAUGGAAGUGACGCAAAAAGUCAAGGAUGUAUUCAAGCUCUUCGAGCUGGUCGAUGACAGACCCGAGAUCCUUCUCUUCGGAACCGGAUCGCGCGUCCUUCCUCCACCCCAACCGAUCCGACAACACAUCAACGAUCUCGGAAUUCAGUUGGAUGUGAUGAGCACGCACGACGCCGCAAGCACGUUCAAUAUGCUCAGCGAAGAGGGCAGGAAGGUCGCUGCGAUCCUGUUGCCAGAGGUGGAGGAAGGGAAGAGGAGGAGGUACUCCCCGGAACAGCUGCAGCGGUUGUUGGAGGGGAAAUAG
This is a messenger RNA of Pseudozyma hubeiensis SY62, 1629 nucleotides long. RefSeq lists its product as hypothetical. The coding region runs from base 1 to 1629 and encodes 542 amino acids. Gene Ontology annotation, cellular component: nucleus. The record is from RefSeq and is a predicted model, not a curated record. The transcript is spliced from 2 exons. NCBI's taxonomy places the organism in Eukaryota, Fungi, Basidiomycota, Ustilaginomycetes, Ustilaginales, Ustilaginaceae. Gene Ontology annotation, biological process: regulation of transcription by RNA polymerase II. Gene Ontology annotation, molecular function: DNA-binding transcription factor activity, RNA polymerase II-specific; RNA polymerase II cis-regulatory region sequence-specific DNA binding.